Molecule: messenger RNA, 891 nt
Organism: Gossypium raimondii (Peruvian cotton)
Lineage: Eukaryota; Viridiplantae; Streptophyta; Magnoliopsida; Malvales; Malvaceae
Exons: 1
Coding region: 1-891 (296 amino acids)
Molecular function (GO): nucleic acid binding; zinc ion binding
Source: RefSeq, a predicted model, not a curated record
AUGGCAUCAUCAGGUUUUUCACCAGCUUCACCACCUGUCUUCAAUGGAGAGGGCUUCAACAUUUGGGCAGUUAAGAUGAGGACUUACCUGCAGGCAUUCGACCUAUGGGAAGUUGUUAACUCAGAUGCUGAGCCAGCACCUCUUCGAGCUAAUCCAACAGUUGCUCAAAUAAGGCAACACACUGAUGAAAGAACAAAAAGGCACAAGGCCAUGUCAUGCAUACAGAAUUGUGUGACAGAUGUGAUCUUCAUGAGGAUCAUGGCCUGUGAAACACCAAAGGAGGCUUGGGACAAGCUGAAAGAAGAAUUUCAGGGGGCUGAGAGAACAAGGCAACAACAUCUGCUCAACUUGAGAAGGGAUUUUGAAAAUCUCAAAAUGAAAGAGGAAGAAACAGUCAAACAAUAUUUAGAUCGAAUUAUGGCUAUUGUAAACAGUAUAAGGCUCUUUGGAGAGCAAUUCAGUGAAGCUAGAAUAGUUGAGAAGGUCAUGUCCACUCUACUAGAGAGGUAUGAAGCUAAAAUUUCAUCCCUUGAAGACUCAAGGGACUUGACAAUUAUCUCCUUAACUAAGCUAAUCAAUGCCUUGUAUGCACAAGAGCAAAGAAGAGCCAGCAGACAAGAGGAGCACCAGGAAGGGGCUUUUCAAGCCAAAGAAGCCUCGAGCAUUAAAAGUCACAAAGGCAAAAAUUUCUGGAAAAACAGGCCUAAGCCUGAUGCUGAUAGGAGCAGUGACCAACUCUGCAGACAUUGUAAAAGAGCUGGUCAUCUAGAAGAUAGAUGCUGGUUUAGACCAGAUGCAGUAUGCCAACACUGCAAGAAAAAUGGCCACAUUGAGAAGGUUUACAAGAACCGAAGCAAACCAAGGCAGAUUCAAUUUCAGCAACAAAGGUAG